Messenger RNA from Bufo bufo (common toad), 843 nucleotides. Its product is annotated as leucine-rich repeat extensin-like protein 1. Bases 1 to 843 code for a protein of 280 amino acids. The transcript has 2 exons. The record is from RefSeq and is a predicted model, not a curated record. NCBI's taxonomy places the organism in Eukaryota, Metazoa, Chordata, Amphibia, Anura, Bufonidae.
AUGAGGCGACUAACUAAGGAAUCUGACCUGAAGGACCUUGAGGCAGAAGAUCAGUCCUCUUCCCCUCCUAUAAUCCUGGGUCUCCAUGUAGCAGAAGAUCAGUCCUCUCCCCCUUCUAUAACCCUGGGUCUCCAUGUAGCAGAAGAUCAGUCCUCUCCCCCUCCUAUAACCCUGGGUCUCCAUGUAGCAGAAGAUCAGUCCUCUCCCCCUCCUAUAACCCUGGGUCUCCAUGUAGCAGAAGAUCAGUCCUCUCCCCCUCCUAUAACCCUGGGUCUCCAUGUAGCAGAAGAUCAGUCCUCUCCCCCUCCUAUAACCCUGGGUCUCCAUGUAGCAGAAGAUCAGUCCUCUCCCCCUCCUAUAACCCUGGGUCUCCAUGUAGCAGAAGAUCAGUCCUCUCCCCCUCCUAUAACCCUGGGUCUCUAUGAAGCAGAAGAUCAGUCCUCUCCCCCUCCUAUAACCCUGGGUCUAUAUGUAGCAGAAGAUCAGUCCUCUCCCCCUCCUAUAACCCUGGGUCUCUAUGAAGCAGAAGAUCAGUCCUCUCCCCCUCCUAUAACCCUGGGUCUCUAUGAAGCAGAAGAUCAGUCCUCUCCCCCUCCUAUAACCCUGGGUCUCUAUGAAGCAGAAGAUCAGUCCUCUCCCCCUCCUAUAACCCUGGGUCUAUAUGUAGCAGAAGAUCAGUCCUCUCCCCCUCCUAUAACCCUGGGUCUCUAUGAAGCAGAAGAUCAGUCCUCUCCCCCUCCUUUAACCCUGGGUCUAUAUGUAGCAGAAGAUCAGUCCUCUCCCCCUCCUAUAAUCCUGGGUCUCCAUGUUACCGAUCACUCCUCUUCCCCUCCUCACACCUAG